Messenger RNA from Thunnus maccoyii (southern bluefin tuna), 7737 nucleotides. RefSeq names its product ALMS1 centrosome and basal body associated protein (gene alms1). The record is from RefSeq and is a predicted model, not a curated record. The transcript has 20 exons. Gene Ontology annotation, cellular component: cytosol; centriole; centrosome. Gene Ontology annotation, biological process: regulation of centriole replication. Lineage: Eukaryota; Metazoa; Chordata; Actinopteri; Scombriformes; Scombridae. Bases 359 to 7474 code for a protein of 2371 amino acids.
UAGACUUUAUCGCCAUCUGUAGGUUGUAUGAAAUAUUUUUUGAAGCGGUUUCUGCUCCUCAUAGGUGUAUUUUAACUGAGUUUUCAUAGUCCGUGAUGCAAUAUUGCCUCCAGAGGGCAAGCUAGUAUGGUAGCUGAUAGUUAGCUUUAUGUUAACUAGCAAGCUAUCUGGGUAGUUAGCUAACGGUUCGCUUGACAAAUGUUGAGCAGCCAGCAGUGGUGGAAGAAGUAUUCCGAUACCAAUACAGCAAUGGAAAUAUACUCCAUUACAAGUAAAAGUCCUGCAUGAAAAAUCUUACCCAGGUAGAAGUACAUUUUAGUAAGGUUCAGUAGGAUGCCCGGUGUCUGCAUGGUGAUUGAUGAUCCUGCUGAGGAAAUGCACCAACAACUUACAGCUACAGCCAUCUUGCCAAGAACGUGGAAUGAUGGGAAAUGGUGCAGUGCUGCUGUGUGUACAUGUGGUCCUCUACAGUGUACAGCCUGCUCUAUCCACACAGACCUCCACCUACAGUCCAGAUUCCUGUCAUUCUCCAGUGAAGAGGGUGGUGACGUCUCCUCGGUUGCCAGCAGAUGAAGAUAUGACUCAGUCUGCUGGACAAACCAUAAACCAACUGGGAGCUCAAAGUCAUCACACUGGCAUUCAGGACCAGAGGCAGUCCAGGAUGACAACAGUCGGCUGGGAGCUUCAGCAGCCAGCAGGAAACUCUUUGCAGCUAGAAUUUCAGGACAGCAACCUGUCUCCAGCGCUCUCCCUCUUGCCUAUAAACUCUGGAGUGGGACACAAUUUAACUGAAUAUUCUUUACUCCAACAAAGUGACAUGGAAUUUGCUCCUUUAAGGGCAUACCCUGAUAUUUCCAUGGCAUCGGAGAGGUUUCACUUUCCACCCCAGGACUGCACCACUCAGGCCUCUGAUCGUGGCUCAUUAUCCCAACAUCCUUUGGCCCAAGCAACCAUCCUGUCUGAAGAAGGAGCCAGUAGCAUCUGUUCUCUCUCCCGGCUCAGUUUGUCACCACAGGAUGAAGGCAGACGAGAAGAAAUGGUUCACUCCCCACGGAUUAACACUGUUAAUGACAGGCAGGGGAUAUCAUUAAGAGAUUAUGCAGGUAGCAAAGAGAAGAACUCAGUGACACUAACUGACCCUCCAGACAAGCCAGUGGGAGAGGCUCCUGAAGACGAAACAUUCUUUCUGAGAAAGGAUGUCCCUGCCCAGCAACUUCUGGACCUCCUUCAGAGAGACGUUGGCAUGCCAAGCAACAGUAGUAGCGCUGUAUCCUCCACCUCUGAGACCUCUGUGAGGAGCGCUGCCUCUUUUGGCAGGGAGUCUAAAAGCACCAAAGAUAGCAAAACAAGCAUUGACCACAGCACUGUUAGAAGAGAAGGUCCUCCAGGUGAAGCUUCUCUUCCUCAGCAGCAAACACAAAAACUUGACCAAUCACGAACACGGCCAUCUGAGGUCUGUAACAUCACCAUGGGUUCCCGCAGCACUCAACCUGAUGACAGUAGUGAAGUGUUACACAGAGAGCUGCUGUCUCAGACAGAGAGGGGAAACAGCCGUGAAGCUCAGUCUAAAAGUCAACAACUGAAAAGUGCUACACCGCCUGGUGAACCUCUCACACCGUAUCCCACGGAGACAUCUGAGGGCAAGCCAAGUGUGACUAGAACAAAUCUGGGCAGCGUGCCGUGGACAGGAGCUUUUUCCACAGGUGUGGAACGGGGUUAUAGAGCGCAAGACCUGUGGUCCUCAGGUAACCAAACAGGGAUUGAUGGGUCCUACCUGGGUUUCCUUCCACAGUCCCAGUCCACUCCAGGGGUUUUUAAAGUACCUCCCAAAUCCAGUGUCAAGGCUACAUUAGGGCAUCUUUCUGCCAUAGAAUCCAACAAAGAGAGCUCGUAUCAAUCAAGCACAGGGGUCUCUUCACAGCCAGCUGUUCCUGUGGCUGAUACCCCCUGCCCCAACACAGCAGAUCAAUGUCAAGAUGAAACCACCUCUGCAAAAGUCCAUUCUCUCCCAAGUCUCAACUAUAUGCAGAAAGUAGAUGCUUGGAGGGAAAAUCAGAGUUCAGGCAAGACGUCACUGUUUGAUAGCUUGGCUCUGCAAGGAUUUUCUGGCGUCUCUCCUAAAAAGAAAGCCUACGAUGCAGUAUCUGACACCCUCAAUCACAUCCUGAGUCAGCAGGCAAGGAGUUUACAUCAGCCUCCUGUUUCAAGUGCUGCCAACCAAAGUUUCGCUCAUAGCUCUUCCACAGCUCAGUCUGGUUCUUCUUCUCCAAGAAGAGGGGAGGCAGUUGGCAGUGCACCCAGUGACAGGGAUAACACUGGGUCUGCAGCACGACCCUCUGCUUCCCCCUUCGGCAGGUCACAGUCCCACUCCUCUGUCAACACAGUUGUCAUGUCAGUCAAGAAAGAUCAACAAACGGAGAGGACUGCAGGAAAAAAGAGUCAGACUCAGGACAAUGUCCAUCAGCAACCGAGCGCCACAGGUCAACCAUCGCCUCUCGCAAACCUCGGCCAGUUCAGUGAUGUUUCAUUUGAUGCAGAUGUGAUGCUCUCAAGUUCGCAAGAUAGCUACAACAGUGGAAUUAAAUUAGGAACUUCCAUUGGAGCUUCCUCCGUUGUCAGCCUAGAGGUUGAUAAUUAUGUCCCUUACUGGACCUCAAAACUAUCAACAACACCACCUCUGCCCAAGCCUCGAGAGCUGAACAUUGAAGAACGAAUUCCGUUAUAUCUCCAUAAUCUUGGUAUUGACCAGUCGCCCUCAACAAUCUUGACGCCAUUUAUGCCCAGAGGGCCCAUCAGAGAGCCAGAGUUCUCUCCCACUGAUCUCUGUACAAUUAAAGGAUCAAUUGGAACCCCAACCAAGAGCACUCAACCUUCUGAAGUUGGCAGUCCCCUUAAAGGAGAGUUUUCCAGGUGCAGCAUUCUGUCAGUGGACUCCAGUAUAUCUUUACCGUUUAGCCUGGACAGUCUUGGUCCAGCUGUAUCGGUUCCAGAGAAGACCAGGCCUUCUUCAUCAUCUGAUACAGCAACUAACCAGAGCGACCGCAGACUGGCGCCCUGCUCUCAGUCUGAUGAAGACUCCGUCUCCUCCUCACUGCAGACCAGCCAGCAACAGCAGAGGGACAGCAGUUUAACCAGCAGCCAGAACACCAUCCAGCUGGGAGACAGGUUUGACUCUGACCUCUCGUUAGCUACCAAGGCGAGGUGCGUGGAUAGAGACUUGGAGUCACCCUUGCAAGCGAGCCGUGACAUAGAGCAGAGCGCGGAAGAUUCUUUCGUUGGCACCAAAACCUUGCGGGAGAUCCGUAAACUUCUCUCUCAGGCAGAAAACGUGGUAUCUGCUGGGUCUUCAGUUGCCUCCUCAGCCCCUGCAGUGCCCCGUCUGCUUUCUGAUGAUGACAUAUUCCUCUCACUGAGGAAGCAAACUGGCAGACUCCAGAACUCCUUGUUCACCUCCUCUACUGCUGGAGAGCUCAGAACUCAGUCCCCCCUGCUAUGGGCCAGAUCCUCAUCUGACUCCAUGCUAACCUCAGAGAAACCAAGAGAAAACUCUAUUGGUCGAGAGAGUAUGACCUCACUGGGGCAACCUGGUUAUCCACCCACAAAGGCUGUUGUUACUGCAUCUGGUGCAGGAACAUACGUAAUGCCACAAAACAGCAGCGGUGGAGGUGCAGGAUCAUUCCUUGUCCUCUCCAAAUCAGCCCGGCGGGCAGAGCCUGAGGGCUGCAGUGCUGCUCCUCCUGACAACGCAGUCCCACCGCAGCCGCCAGUCAUGAAACCCUCACCAGCUGUGAGCACACAGCCGUCCUCCUCUACUCCUGUAGACACAGCCAGCACACCAGAGGAGGAAAAACAGGCCACACAGGGUGAUCCUGUAGUGAGUAUCUCUUCCUCACCCAUCCUCGAGGACACUGACCAGGGAGUGAUAAGCGAUGGGAGCAGUGAGAGCUCGCUGGCAGUCAGAGUGGCCAAGUUACUGCAGAAUGAAUCUCCAGCUACCAUGGUUUCCAGUACACCCAGUGUCACUGACCAAGAGGAGAGCAGAGCCAGAGAAUGGAUCAAGCUGAAGAUAUCAGGACAGCAGUGUGAGCCUCUGGAGUUGGACAAAGAAGACAGAAAGCGGAUUGAAGAGAUCAAGAGAGAGCUGCUGUUAAAAAAUCCCUUAAAGAGCGAGGGGAGCACAGAUACAGAGAGCAGUGCGGCGUCCAGUGUUAGAGGCCUGAAGGGGCAGGAGCUGCCCCGAGCUGCAGAGACAUUUGCCACCCUCAGUGAUGCUAAAAACCAGGCGUCCCAGCAGCUGCAGUGCCUCAGCACGAUCCCCCCUGACUCCAGUGUGCAGCUUCAAGAACCUCUUCCCAAUGAUCUGGAGGCUCGUGUACGUGAGAUUGCUGCCAGAGAAGGGGUAACUCUGCCAAGGACAAAUGCUCAGGCCCUCACAUCCAUCACUAUUGCCACCCGAAGGCGUUCCACCUCCCCGUCUUCCUCCGCGUCCCCCGUACCUCCCCUCAGUCCAGCCCCAGAGCCUCUCCAUCUGAACGAGCUCUCUACAGAAACAGUCGAACACCCUGCCGACAGGAAGUUUCCCCCUACUCUGGAUGAAGCAGAUAAGUCAACCAGGGUGCCAGCUUCAGUGUUUGAACCAAGCGGUAGUCUCUACACCAGAAAACAAAACCUGAUCCCUCAGUCAGCACCAGGGAAUCAGAGGAGACAGGACGCUGUGGGAGGCCAGUAUGAAGAACCUCCCCCGUCCUCACAGGGUUUAGAUAGAGAGGAUGUGAACGUCAGAGAAGACAACACACCAUCUUUCAAGCAGGAUGAUGAGUUAUCGAUCCAGGACAGCUCUGUUUCUGGUGUCGGAGCUGAACAAGCCACAGUCUCGCCCACCGUUGAAUCCCAAGCAAGGACGGGUCACAUCUCUCAUGUUCAUCUCACUCUUUCACCCAAAACUACUGAUCACAGCGUGGCCACUGCUGUUUCCUCCAGUCAUGCUAAUAAUGCUGGUCCUGGGCUACCAAGAAAAGAGUUUGUCCCUCUCAGACACUCCUCCUCAGCUACCACCAGUCCAGACGAAGGUGUCGGUCUGUGCAGUCCACCAGAGUGGUACGAGAUCAGAGAGCCAACGGGAACGCGGCGGCCUGAAAGAGCCGACACCUCCACCCUGUUCAAACCUGUUGAGUCUCAUAGAAGAAUGACCUCCACAUCCACACAAUCCUUUAUGGCACGACACAGAGAUGAAGCAUCACCAGUAUCCUUAACCACUGAAACACCAGCAGUACCCGUCCUGUUGCCGUAUAAACCUCGUGGCAGUGAGGAGCUCUUCUACGUCCCUCAGACAGAAGCUGAUGUCUCCUGUACUGACCCCUCUGACACCACCAUGGAGAGCUCCCACACAGGCUCAGACGACGCUCUGCCUCCACACUUCAGCAGUGAGGUCCUCGGACACCAGGACCCGGGUUUGGACCGCGGAGUCACCAUCAGGCACACAGAGGGAAUCUACAGCAAGAGGCUGAAAACAGCCACGUUCAAAAUGCAAGAACCCAGACACAGAGAUGGAAGUUCACAAACAAGUAUGACUGGAGCUCCAGAGCCGUCUUCUCACGUAUCCGUUGCCUCCACCAGAGUGCCUUUAUCAAGCAACCAAGUAACCUCCAGCACCAAGAGAGACCAGGGAACCAGUCCGGUCCAGUUCCAGUUCCAUUAUAAUCAUCCAGAGACAAGUGGUGAGGCAUUUCAGGCAGCUCAUGUGGAGCUGGACCAUAGCAAGAUGAGCCGUCACCGGGGCCAAAGGUCUGUCCCUCAAACAGAAGCGGCGCGAGAUCAGGAAAGGAGAGACCCUGACCUCCGUCAGCAGAGCAGCAGCACUCUGGACCAGCUGUGGCACAGUUUCUGUGAGUGGAGGAGCGUGGAGGAGUCUCGUCCGACCAGUGACAGAGAGGCAUCGCUGCUGGAGCGGCUAGAGCGUCUGUCUCGUCUUAUUCACAGCACCAGGGUUACUAACAUGUCUGGGCUACAGAUGGAGGCGUAUCGUCAUCCAGAACAGACGCAAGGAUGGAGAGGAGAGGAGGCUACGCUGACGAGGAAGGAAAAGAGGCAGGAGGUUAAGAGGGGCCUACAUGGUGAGGCCAGAGAAAUGGAGGGAAAAGCCAGUAGAAAUGUUCCUCAUCAGGUCUGGACACACAGGCGGCAGGAAGAGGAAACUUCUCAACCUGCAGAGGAAGACAGCAGUGCCUCCUUCACCUCCAGCUACUCUCAGAGUCAGCACCUCUGCCCCGCAGACAGAGACGAGUCUGAGACCUUGUCCACCAUGUCUGGCUCCAUGUCCACUGUGGACACGGCCCGGCUGAUUCGAGCCUUCGGGGCCCACAGAGUCCAGCACCUGAAGAUGAGCUCCGGCCUCAGUAAACUGUACAGCACCAUCAACAAGCAGAAAGAAGGGAGGGAGCAGAGGAGAGGGAGACACAAAAAUCCACCUCACGUCAUCACACUGACCAACGGCACUGAUGAGUCUACAGUUGCUGCAGAUUCCUCGUCGUCAACCAGCACUUACACCUUCCCAUCACACCACGGCCCCUCCAGGUCUCUGCCAGCCAAGAAAACCAUUAAACUGGUCAGCAAAGGCAUCCAGGCAGGUGAUCUGGAGAUUAUUAGCAACGGGACUCGACGUCACACCAGAGAUGUUGGAACCACGUUCCCUUCGCCUGGUGAAGCCAGAACUCUCAGGCAGAUCUCAUCUUCCUCAUCCAGUGCAGAGAGAGGAAGACGAGGGCAGAGGAGCACCUCCAAGACUCCGGGGUCACAAAAGCAGACAAAGACUAAGAGAAGCCCAUCAAAACUUUAUCCUGAAGGUGUUUCAUGGUUCAUCUCUGCUGAUGAUGUGAGAGCAGAUGCGAGGAAGGAGAACCGGCCAGAGGAAGAGGAGUCGGCUUGGAGGCCGAGUACGGCCUGGUUUGAGCCACACAACAGAAUCUAUCCAUGGAGAGAACCGCUCAGACAGAGACAAGUCGACGAGGACAGAAACAAACCGCCUGCUUUUACACAUCAGACUGAAUCUGAUCCAGAUCCUGCAUCCAAGAUAACGUCCUCCGGUCUGACAGGCAUCACUCUGCAGGAGGCUCUGAAGAUGCGUCGUCCAGAGUUCAUCUCUCGGUCUAAGCAGAGGGUGAAGUGCUUGACGCUGCAGGUGGAGGAGAGGAAGCUACAGACCGUCUUCAGCAGAGAGAGAGACGAGCUCUUUAACUGGCCCGGCGCCCAGGAGAGGCUCCCGAAGCCUGCAGGCACCGCUCUGAUCAGGAGGGCCGUUCCCAGGAAGGAGAUGAUCCAGAGGUCCAAACAGAUCUAUGAGAAUCUGCCGGAGGUGCAAAGGAGGAAAGAAGAGGAAAGAAGAAAAGCAGAGUAUCAAACUUACCGUCUGAACGCACAACUCUACAACAAGAGAAUCACAAACCGUGUCCUGGGCAGGAGAACAGCGUGGCACUGAUCAAACUUUUUACUGUACAGAAAAUCAAUGAUUUUUACAAUUACAAAAAACUACCUACUUUAACAAAAAAAUAGCUUUUAUUUAUAUGUGACAAUUUUUUUUAGUUAUUUUAAAGAUUAUGUAGAAAAGUAGAAUUCUACUCAUUAAAUAAUAAAAGUAGCAUCACUGGUAUUUUUGACUUUUUCUACUUACAGACCAGUCGGAUGUUUUAAUGUUACACAAAGUGUGUUUUCAUGUAAAAAUAAACAGUUUCUGCAUAUUUA